This is a messenger RNA of Carlito syrichta (Philippine tarsier), 684 nucleotides long. Lineage: Eukaryota; Metazoa; Chordata; Mammalia; Primates; Tarsiidae. The record is from the annotation of a RefSeq genome assembly.
AUGACACAUCCUCUCCAGCUAGGCUUCCAAGAUGCUACCUCUCCUAUUAUAGAAGAAUUACUUCACUUUCACGAUCAUACCCUAAUAAUCGUUUUUCUAAUUAGCUCCUUAGUACUUUACAUCAUCACCCUAAUACUAACAACCAAACUAACCCACACAAGCACAAUAGAUGCUCAAGAAGUAGAAACAGUAUGAACCAUUCUACCCGCUAUCAUCCUCAUCUUAAUUGCUCUCCCCUCCCUACGAAUUCUCUACAUAAUAGACGAAAUCAAUAACCCACUUUUAACUGUCAAAACCAUAGGACAUCAAUGAUAUUGAAGUUAUGAAUAUACAGACUAUGAAGAUCUAAACUUUGACUCCUAUAUAGUCCCUACAACAGACCUCAAACCCGGAGAACUUCGACUACUAGAAGUUGAUAACCGCGUAGUUCUACCCAUAGAAGUACCCAUCCGAAUAUUAAUCUCAUCAGAAGAUGUCCUUCAUUCAUGAGCUGUACCCUCCUUAGGAUUAAAAACUGAUGCCAUUCCCGGACGCCUCAACCAAACCACACUCACAUCAACCCGACCAGGUCUCUACUAUGGUCAGUGUUCAGAAAUUUGUGGAUCAAAUCACAGCUUUAUACCUAUUGUUCUAGAACUAGUGCCAUUAAAAUAUUUCGAGGAUUGAUCAGUAUCGAUAACUUAA